AUGUUGGAGAAGGACGAUCCUGCCACCGAUGAUGGUGCUGGUGGUGCUGGUGACAGUGGUGCUUCUUUUUCUGAGACUUUUCUAGCUCAAGCCCCCCAGAAAACAUUUUCACGGUCUGAUUCAAGAACCAUGGUACCAUCUCAUGACCUGGAUGGUGGGAAUGAAAGUUUGGAUCAAAAUGAUGAUAAGGGUGGGGAUGGUAGGCUUAAUGUCCAUUCGAAUCUCAGAACACGGGGACGUAUCAGGAGUAAGUCGCAUUUGCCGCCCUUGCAGCCACUGACAAUUUCUCAGGGACAGUCAAAUGUGUGGCCAGGACCUGGUGCUGAUGAUGUUAGGAAGUUGCUUCCAUGCACACCAGGUGGGAGAUAUACGAGUGAUGGAGGUGAGCGAUCAAAACUUGAUUUGUCAUCUGGUACUGGUAAUCUGGAUAAGAAUAGUGGGCUUUCUAAGAAAGACAAUAUUGCUAUGUUUGAUAAGGAAUGUUCCAGGGUUGCAGAACAUAUUUAUCUUGGGGGCAACGCAGUUGCCAGAGAUAGGGAGAUGCUAUUAAAGCAUGGAAUCACCUAUAUUUUGAACUGUGUUGGUUUCGUCUGUCCAGAAUAUUUUAAGACAGAUUUCGUGUAUUAUACUCUGUGGUUACAUGAUAGCCCCUCAGAAGAUAUCACUAGCAUAUUGUAUGACGUAUUUGAUUACUUUGAAUAUGCGAGGGAACAGCAGGGACGUGUUUUUGUUCAUUGUUGUCAAGGGAUCUCUCGUUCACCAUCUCUGGUGAUUGCUUACCGCAUGUGGAGAGAAGGUCAAAGUUUUGAUGAAGCAUUUCAGAAUGUUAAGGCAGCUAGGAAAGUUGCUGAUCCAAAUAUGGGUUUUGCAUGUCAGCUGUUACAGUGCCAGAAAAGGGUGCAUGCUUUUCCUUUGAGUCCUAAUUCGUUACUGAGGAUGUACAGGGUUGCUUCUCACUCUUCGUAUGAUCCGUUGCAUCUUGUGCCAAAAAUGCUAAAUUCUCCUACGCCAGCUGCUUUGGAUUCUAGGGGUGCAUUUAUUAUACAUAUACCAUCUACUAUCUAUAUUUGGAUUGGUUUGAAAUGUAAUACUAUCAUGGAAAGAGAUGCAAGAGCAGCUGUUUGCCAGAUGGUUCGAUAUGAGAAAUUAAAGAAAUCCGUUGUAGAUAUAAAGGAAGGACUUGAACCUUCACACUUCUGGGAUGCUUUUUCCACUCUGCUUCCUCUAAUGGAAAAAUCCUGCGAUGGGGUGGAUGUUACUGAGUCAUCAAAGAACAUUAUUCCAGGCGAGAGACAAGUGAGUUCGUACACUGUCGAAUUUGAGGUAUUUCAGAAAGCAGUUGUUGGGGGAUUUGUUCCUCCAUCUGGAGCAUCUGAGACUGACAAUGAAACACACCUUCCUGUCAGAGAAAGCUGUUGGAGUACUCUAAGGCUUAAGCAUAUCUGUGGCAGCAUGGAGGAGUUUGCUUCAGCAUCAAAACCAUCUUUAUCCGGAUUCUAUCCAGACUCUGGGUCGGAACUCCGUGCAGAAAAUUGUCCUAACCAAAAUCAACUGGUUGUAUAUAGGUGGCCUGGUUUGGAGAAGAUGGUGACAUUUAGUUCGGCUGAUUUGGACUCCAAAGAUAUAUUCAUCCUUGUCUCAGCUUCAGGCUUAAGAACUUCAAUGGAGCAUAGGGUUCUCUAUUUCUGGGUAGGAAAAAGUUUCAGUAAUGAUAAUGGAAAGAGGCUAUUAAAGGCAGACCAUGAUAUUGGUGUGUUAGAAGAGAUUAACUGGAAUGAAGUUUGUGUGGAUGUGAUUAGUAAAAUGGGCUUGCCCAACGACACUGAGUUCAAGAUUGUGAAACAAGAUGAAGAACCUGAAGAGUUUCUUGCGCUAUUGGAUUCUUUGUAAAUUGAAAAUCUUGCCUGGUUGACGAUGUGCACAAUCCAGUGAUCUCGCAUUUGUCCGUUUCUUCAGCUUUACAUAGCAUGUGGUUGAAACUUGUCCAGCAUUCCAGUGAAUCCAACCGAAGAUCUGGCG
Molecule: messenger RNA, 2019 nt
Organism: Daucus carota subsp. sativus
Lineage: Eukaryota; Viridiplantae; Streptophyta; Magnoliopsida; Apiales; Apiaceae
Product: protein-tyrosine-phosphatase MKP1
Exons: 2
Coding region: 1-1890 (629 amino acids)
Biological process (GO): protein dephosphorylation
Molecular function (GO): actin filament binding; protein tyrosine/serine/threonine phosphatase activity
Source: RefSeq, a predicted model, not a curated record